This is a messenger RNA of Zingiber officinale, 1424 nucleotides long. RefSeq names its product squamosa promoter-binding protein 1-like. The transcript is spliced from 3 exons. The record is from RefSeq and is a predicted model, not a curated record. Gene Ontology annotation, molecular function: DNA binding. Gene Ontology annotation, cellular component: nucleus. Lineage: Eukaryota; Viridiplantae; Streptophyta; Magnoliopsida; Zingiberales; Zingiberaceae. Bases 676 to 1185 code for a protein of 169 amino acids.
UAUUAGAUGCGAACGCGAUGUCACAUUUUGGGAAGCGGAGAGGCAUCUAGUUCCAAUCGUAUCAAUGAAUAACUAACUAGAUUGAAGCACUCAACUCCAUACCUAAUCAGUGGCGGGCGGGCGGCGGCGCGCGGCGGGAGGUCGCAAGCUAAGUGAGGGAGGGAAAGGCAUACCCGUUUAGUUUUAGUUAAGCCUCGAACGAACACCUGUAAUAACUCCUAUAAUUCCAUCCGCUGCUUUUGUAUUGUCUAGGAUCACGCGCAGCUCAGCUGUCGGGCGACAGUGGAGGUGAGAGAGACCAGUCGAGCUGUACGACUACCACUGCUCUGCUCGCUGGUUUAGUCCUGGUUCUUCAUCAAAGUUGCUAGCCAUUGAGUUGAGGAUGGAGGUACGAGUGCGAUAGCAAGAGAGGUAGGCGUGUCGAGGGCGGAAUGGCGGAGACGGAGUCGAGGGUACACUCAGCUUCGCUCAGCCACCACUACACACUCCGAACUAAAGACAAAAGGAGCGGCAGAAGAAUCUUUGAUGGAGGAAAAAAAAUUAUAGGCAAUAGUUAAGCAUCGACUCCUCCUCUCUCACGCCUGCCUCAGUGGUCCACGCGAGGCCAACGCACACCUCGCCCUCUUCUCACCUUUUUCCUCCUCCUUGCGCAAAAUUCUCUGCUUUGGGCCGACCAUGGAGCGCUGGGAGCCGGCGGCGGAGCAGCGGAGGAGGAGCCAGAAGGAGAGGGCGGGCGCGAAGGAGGUGGCGACGGGCGCGUACGCGAACGGGGACGAGGAGGACGGGGAGGCAGCGCCCGGCGGCGGGGUGGAGGAGGACAAGAAGCGGCGGCCGUCGAUGUCGUCGAAGAGGGGGUCGGGGAGCGGAGGGGCGUCGCCGCCUUGCUGCCAGGCCGAGAAGUGCUCGGCCGAUCUGGCGGAGGCGAAGCGGUACUACCGGCGGCACAAGGUGUGCGAGGCGCAUUCGAAGGCCGCCGUCGUCAUCGUCUCCGGGCUUCGACAGAGGUUCUGUCAGCAAUGCAGCAGAUUCCAUGAGCUAUCGGAGUUUGAUGACUCCAAGAGGAGCUGCCGUCGGCGUUUGGCCGGUCACAACGAGCGUCGCAGAAAGAGCUCCUCUGAGGGGAUCAGCUCAUCAGACGGGAGGAUCCAGACAAGUGAAUCUUCUGGUGGCCGCUUCCAGAUAUGAACAACCUCUCCAUUGAAUGGAAGCAUGCUCUCUCUCUUCUGUCAUGCUAUGUCUUUCUCUUAUCUACUACGUACGUACUGAAUGUUGCUAGAUUUCUCAGCGACAUAAACUCGCAUAAUCUAAGCACAGUAGCGUAUGAUCAGCUGGUUUGAUAAUUUUGUAUAUAAUUAUCGAUUAUCUUGUGAUGACAUAUUGAGACUUGAAGUUGUUAUAUAUUGGCGCUCUAUAUUCACCUUUUA